GUGACGUUUUACGCGUGCAGGUCUCAGGCGAAGUGUUCAUUGUUGUAAAGGGAGUCGGUCUUGCUGAAAAUACAGGAAGGGAAAGCCUGGUGGAAGAUGCUCCGUCUGCGCUGCAAGGCCAAGAAUGGGACUCACAUGAUGCAGGGCCUGACCCUCCAGUCCUGCGUGGAGGAGCUAAAGAGCAAGGUGGAGGAGCUGACGGGCAUUCCCUGCGACGUGCAGAAGAUCAUGGUGGGAUUCCCCCCCUCCAGCCUGGAUCUCCGCAGCGGGGACUCCCUCCAGGACUACCCCAUCAAGUCAGGAGACACCCUUAUAGUGGAGGAGGAGAAGAACAAACCGCGGCCCCAGGCCAAAGCGGCGGUGCCCAGGGCUGGAGCGCCCCCGGCCAAGCCCCAUCUGGAGCCCGGGCCCACUCUGGCCCGACGGGUGGUCCCCGCCGACAACUCCUGCCUGUUCACCAGCGUGUUCUACGCCAUAGAGGGCGGGGUCUAUGACCCGGCCUGCGCCCCCGAGAUGAGGGGCCUCAUCGCCCAGAUCGUGGCCAGCGACCCGGCCUCGUACUCCGAGGCGGUCCUGGGCAAGAGCAACGAGGAGUACUGCGCCUGGAUUCGCCGGGACGACACCUGGGGCGGGGCCAUCGAGGUGUCCAUCCUGUCCAAGUUCUACCGCUGCGAGAUCUGCGUGGUGGACACGCAGACGGUGCGCGUGGACCGCUUCGGGGAGGACGCGGGGUACCGCAAGCGCGUGCUGCUGAUCUACGACGGCAUCCACUACGACCCCCUGCAGAGGGAGGCGCCCGGCUCCCACGCCCCGCCCCAGACCAUCUUCCCCGCAGCCGACGACAUCAUCCUGGCGCAGGCUCUGGAGCUGGCGGACGAGGCGCGCAGGAAGCGGCAGUUCACGGACGUCAACCGCUUCGCGCUGCGCUGCAUGGUGUGCCAGACGGGCCUGGUGGGGCAGGCGGAGGCCCGCGAACACGCCAAGGAGACGGGGCACACUAACUUUGGAGAGGUGUGACGGUCCCCCCCCCCCCCCCCCUUUCCCCUUUACGACUCCAUCUGCUGUAUGUGCACCUGCACACAUACACCCGUAUAUACAUGCACACACACACACACAUACACACGCAUAGAAUUCAGACCCAUCAGUCAUCUGCCACAGAAAGUGUCCAUCUGUACUGGAGGCUCAGUAAUAGUUCGAUAAGUUCACUUGGCUGUGCACCUUUGGUCUUCAGCACAACAGGCUAAUUGUGUGCAGUGUGGCCAGCAAGUGACAGCAGGCCUUUACCCUCAUUAAAAUAACAGACCAUCUCCACCUCUCUCUCACACACACGCACGCAAACUAACCCCCUCACUCUCACACACACACACACACACACACACACAUCGUCCCUGUCCCUCUCUGUCUGAACUCAGAGGUGUGUUUCUACCUCACCCCUUCUUGGAUUCACUAGUUGGAUGUUGUCUUCAGACACCACUGCCCAGCCUCACUGUUACCAACCCUUCAGUGUUAACAGUUGCAGUUUCCACUUUCAGCUUCAUCCACAAUCCCAUAUAACAUAUUUAUUCUGUAUCCUGGAUCAUUUGCUGUCCUUUGUGCUUUGUUUUGCAUCUAGGCAAGUGAUCUCUAUUCCUGGUCCUGGAGAGUCACAGGGUCUGCUGGUCCUAGCUGGUACCCUGCAUUCAAUUGUUCAGUCAGUUACACAGUUGACACAGCUGCGGCUCUCCAGGACCAGGAAUGAAGAUCUUGGUCAUAUCCUGUUAUGUAUGAGGUGUUUUUCAGGUUUGUGCUCAUCUGAAAAAUCAGUUAUACCAUAACUGACCUUAUGGAUCUGAAAGAUCAGUUGUACCAUAACUGACCUUAUGGAUCUGAAAGAUCAGUUGUACCAUAACUGACCUUAUGGAUCUGAAAGAUCAGUUGUACCAUGGCUGACCUAAUGGAUCUGAAAGAUCAGUUGUACCAUAACUGACCUUAUGGAUCUGAAAGAUCAGUUGUACCAUAACUGACCUUAUGGAUCUGAAAGAUCAGGUGUACCAUGGCUGACCUUUUGGAUCUGAAAGAUCAGUUGUACCAUGGCUGACCUUAUGGAUCUGAAAGAUCAGUUGUACCAUGGCGACAUGAUGGAUCUGAAAGAUCAGGUGUACCAUGGCUGACCUUAUGGAUCUGAAAGAUCAGUUGUACCAUGGCUGACCUGAUGGAUCUGAAAGAUCAGUUGUACCAUGGCUGACCUGAUGGAUCUGCAAGAUCAGGUGUACCACGGCUGACCUUAUGGAUCUGAAAGAUCAGGUGUACCACGGCUGACCUUAUGGAUCUGAAAGAUCAGUUGUACCAGUUGUAUGGAAGCGAGCGAUCCUGCUCAAAGUUCUCAAUACCAAGUGCAAUAAUAGUAUCACCAUGGCAAUGCAGUGUGCCAACAAACUAAUGUUUUUUGUUUCAUUAGUACUGUACUUUAAUUUUACCUCGCCUCCCACAUCAGCAAACUAUUGAUGCAUCACAUGAUAAAAUAUACUUAAGAGGCUUAAUACGCAACAUAUAUAGACACAUCAUUCUUUUAUUUAAAAGGAAAAAAACUUGAAAAUAGCAUUCAGUAGCAUGAUAAGCUCAAUGUUUUGAUACAGCCUCAUCGUGUGUUUGAGUCACCAUUCACCCUGUUAUUAGUACUACUUAGAGGGGGGUACAAAUGUGUAAGCUGCUCCCAAAAAUUCCCCUCUGAAGUAAAAGUGCACAACUACAGUAUGGUCAUGUGCUUUUUUCAUUUUACACACACCGAUUUUAGCCUUUGAAACCACAAGUGAAUGGAUGAAAUCCUCAGCUGUACACAUUUGUCUCCAUUUGUGAAAUAAGUUGUAGCUUUUAAGAGUAUAAAAUAACAAGAAGUAUAAGAUCCAAUCUUAUUACAAUAGAUAGAGGGGCAGAAUCGUUUUGUAAAAGUUUGCAGAGUGGUGUUAAUUAUGCAACCCAUGCAUUUAGUCCACUUAUAUCCCGCGCUGAGUAUUCUGUAUUCUGUGUCAUGGGCUUUCUUUGAGCAACAGACAUGUAAUGGAUUUUGUACAGCUCAUGUGGAAGGGUGCAGACUUUUGGCACAUACCGUAUGUGUUGACUUGAUGCAGAACAGUACCUGUUGGGCAGCAUAUCUAACCCGGAUGCUAAGGCAUUUCAACACAAGCUGGACUGCUGUGCUGAAGACACACAACACAGGGCAAAUUUUCAUUGUUGGAACACUCAGGUGAAAAAUAUGUGAAAUGCGGAAGCCAAAUGAAUUUGGUAAGUAACUUAAGGCCUUUCCAUAUCUUAGGCUGAAGUUAAUAGUAAGACUGUACUUGCUAGAAAUGCUAGUGUCCUUCACUGACAGACUGGCUGAUUGAGUGACUGAGUGACUCCCCUCGGCAGCAAAUAAGAGUACCUCAUUUCACUCCUGUAUGUCCAAAAGACUGACAGUGCUGCUGGAGUCCCUGAACUGGUUAUUCAUAUUUUUCUGUCAUCAUAGAUUGGAAGGAUGAUGGUAUGAUGAAAUAUGCCCAUUGUUUGCCAAAUGGGAGCAAAAACUUUAGACAGUGUAGUAUGUUUUACCAUUGUUCUGGAACGAACAGUUUACAAGUGUGUGUACUUUUCUUCUUGUUAGUAUGCUAUUGUACAGGGACAGUGUGUUGUAGUAUUGCAACAUUCUAUUUUCAGCUGCACCGUCACCUUUCAUGCCUUCAAGGAAGUUUCAAAUGGAAAUUUUAACCCAAGCCCCAGUGUUACAGUACAAAGACCGGGAGCAUUUCAAAGAAAUACAUUUGAUUGAAAUUUGAUUAAAUGUUGAUUAUUGUCAGUGUUCCCGCUUUUUUGCCUAUCAUUACGUGUGAUCUUAGAUAAACCAGUGUUUGUUCCUUUUCAAGGUACAAUAUUAUAAUCAUAGUGGUUGCCAUGAUUCCAGUGUUUAUGUAUCAAGGUGUCAGAUCCAUCAGCAUCAUAUGCAUGCUUGCAUAUAUCUUUUGGUGGGCAGUUUAAUACGUUCAGCAGCAGGUACAGUAUGCCAUUUAACUGUCAUCCGCUUGUUACGUAGCGCCAAUGAAAUGAAAAUGAUGGUGAUUUUAAAUGCAUGGAUAUAUGAGUGCAGAUACCUGUUCAGAGAUGGUUGCACACAGCUAAUGAAUGUUGCAUGUGAGACACUAUACAGAUUGUACUUGAUUCCCAAUAUGCUGUCACAAAAAAAAAUGAUUAAGCUUCGUUCUUUGUGCAAAACGUCGUCGUCAUUGUUGGUUUCUUGGCCGAUCACCUAUGAUUCUUACAAGUAUGUUGUUCUGUAAUGUGGUAUAUGUUGCAUAUUGGUGCUGAAUGCAUUGCCUCAUUACUAUGCUGCAAGUUCAACUUUUGACAUGUGUUAUCCUCAGACUACCCUUAUCAUGUGAGCAUACAUAGGACCCACCUCAUAAAGCUUUUUCCUGUCUGUUGUAAACACUUGAUGUGGAGUUGUAUCGCUCAGGACAUUCUCGAACGGAGCUGACACAGUGGAUGUGUGAUGGACACACGCCAGCCUGAACGGGAGAGACCGCACUAGUUCUGUAGGAACACCUGUUCGUUUAAGGUGGAAACGAAUCGAUUACUUACAAAUAUGUACUGCUUAUGCAAGAGUGAACUGUAGAGGAUGGUUGUUUUUUUGUUGUUGAGGUGUGAGCAUUAUUCUUUGGAAAAGGUUGAAAUAGUUUGGAAAAGGGAAAUAGCCAGAAAAAUUGCUUUUGAGAAUUGCAGUAGUGGACAUUUUAGAAUGGGUAGGUUUAUGGGUUCAAUUCACUUUUUUUGUUUUGGUGAGAAAUGCAAGCCCCUGUUGUCAUAACCUGGUGCUUUGUACUGCCCUUGGGACAUAACUGUAAUGAGUAUUAUUUUAUAUUUGCUGGAAAUUAAUACAGGUGCAGUGCAAAUCAGGGCAAAAUGGCCCAUCAAUAAAAUAUUCUGAAAUUA
This is a messenger RNA of Conger conger (European conger), 4941 nucleotides long. RefSeq names its product ubiquitin thioesterase OTU1-like. The transcript is spliced from 3 exons. Gene Ontology annotation, cellular component: nucleus; cytosol. NCBI's taxonomy places the organism in Eukaryota, Metazoa, Chordata, Actinopteri, Anguilliformes, Congridae. Bases 97 to 1017 code for a protein of 306 amino acids. The record is from RefSeq and is a predicted model, not a curated record. Gene Ontology annotation, molecular function: cysteine-type deubiquitinase activity; protein binding. Gene Ontology annotation, biological process: endoplasmic reticulum unfolded protein response; protein deubiquitination.